Molecule: messenger RNA, 1542 nt
Organism: Plodia interpunctella (Indianmeal moth)
Lineage: Eukaryota; Metazoa; Arthropoda; Insecta; Lepidoptera; Pyralidae
Gene: U2af50
Product: U2 small nuclear riboprotein auxiliary factor 50
Exons: 8
Coding region: 144-1415 (423 amino acids)
Biological process (GO): mRNA processing
Cellular component (GO): nuclear speck; U2-type prespliceosome; U2AF complex
Molecular function (GO): pre-mRNA 3'-splice site binding; poly-pyrimidine tract binding
Source: RefSeq, a predicted model, not a curated record
UUAGGCUACAACGCCAAUCAAACGAAGUCAACAGCAACAGAAAAAAAUAAGAAGACGGACGCCAUUUUGCGUGUGAUAUUUUGCUUGUGGUCUGCACAUCAUCGAUUGAAUAUUCACUCACUUUGCAUUUUCAAUAAUAAACGAUGGGUGAAGAUAAAGAUCGCCGACGCAGGUCUCGAUCUAGAGAAAGGCGGCGUUCUCGGUCUCGUUCACGAGAACGCAGAGAGAAGAGAAAAAGCAGAUCCAGGUCGCCUUCGAAACGCUCUCGCAGGCGCAAGCCUUCUCUAUACUGGGAUGUUCCUCCACCAGGUUUCGAACAUAUCACACCACUGCAGUAUAAAGCUAUGCAGGCAGCAGGACAAAUUCCGGCGAAUAUUGUGGCUGAUACCCCUCAAGCUGCAGUACCUGUAGUAGGAUCCACAAUAACACGCCAAGCUAGAAGGUUGUAUGUUGGAAACAUACCUUUUGGGGUAACGGAAGAAGAAACUAUGGAGUUCUUCAACCAACAGAUGCAUCUUUCUGGUCUGGCUCAGGCUGCAGGCAAUCCUGUCCUGGCUUGCCAAAUUAAUCUUGACAAAAACUUUGCAUUCCUAGAGUUCAGAUCCAUUGAUGAGACAACACAAGCUAUGGCUUUUGAUGGGAUUAACUUCAAAGGUCAGAGUUUGAAAAUUCGACGACCGCACGAUUAUCAGCCUAUGCCUGGUACCGAGAAUCCAUCUAUUAAUGUGCCAGCCGGGGUCAUAAGCACUGUAGUACCAGAUUCGCCACAUAAAAUAUUUAUUGGUGGUCUACCUAACUACCUAAAUGAGGACCAAGUUAAAGAAUUGCUGAUGUCUUUUGGCCAACUGCGGGCUUUCAAUUUGGUGAAGGACUCCUCGACUGGGCUCAGCAAAGGUUAUGCCUUUGCAGAAUAUGUCGACAUCUCAAUGACAGAUCAGGCUAUUGCUGGUCUGAAUGGUAUGCAGUUGGGAGACAAGAAACUGAUUGUACAGAGAGCCAGUAUUGGAGCAAAGAAUUCUACAUUGGAUUACUAUUUACCCUCAGCAAUGACGGGCGCUGCGCCAGUACAGCUACAGGUGGCGGGGCUGACGCUGGCGGGUGCGGGCCCGGCCACAGAGGUGCUGUGUCUACUCAACAUGGUGACACCGGACGAGCUGCGCGACGAAGAGGAGUAUGAAGACAUCCUCGAGGACAUCAAGGAGGAAUGCAACAAAUAUGGUUGUGUGAGGAGUAUAGAAAUUCCAAGGCCCAUUGAAGGUGUGGAAGUACCUGGCUGUGGAAAGGUCUUCGUAGAGUUCAACAGUAUUGCGGAUUGUCAGAAGGCCCAACAAACCCUCACUGGACGGAAAUUCAGCAACAGAGUCGUGGUUACGUCAUACUUUGACCCUGAUAAAUACCAUCGCAGAGAAUUCUAAGCUACAAAGCAGUCUUAUCCUAUUUGUAACUACAUUAAUACAAAGUGUGACAUUUUAUAGAUGAAUUUCUGCUAUCUAUUCAAUCUCGAUUAAAUUAACUUACUAAAAUAAAGAGGAUUAAUUAUUA